Prunus armeniaca (apricot) is the source of this 978-nucleotide messenger RNA. Lineage: Eukaryota; Viridiplantae; Streptophyta; Magnoliopsida; Rosales; Rosaceae. The record is from the annotation of a GenBank genome assembly.
AUGGUUAUAGCGGUGUGUAUGCUCAAUAAAUCAAGGCAACACCACCGUUGUCGUGGCCCGAAUGUGGAUAGACAUAGGCAAUCUCAGGAGCAAGUGGAUGAGAUUGCGCCGAUGGGAAAAUCAACUAUCCUAGAGUGCUUGGUAAGAUUCUGUGAUGCAAUAGAAAAUCUGCACAAGAGGGAGUACCUCGCAAACCUAUGGCUAAGGACCUCCGAAGGCUUGUACAAAAAGUUAAGGCUCGAGUGGAAGAAUUGCCCAACUGCUUGGCAAGGAGAUUAUGAGAAUCGAAAGGGCCAAAAAAGAUUAAUUCUGGAGGCUGUAGCUUCAUUCAACACUUGGGUUUGGCAUGCAUUCUUCGGAGUUGCCGGAUCUCAGAAUGACCUUAAUGUGCUUGGUCAAUCCCCGGUGUUCAAUGAUGUAUUGCGAGGUCAUUCCCCACAGAUCAUGUACCGAAUUAACAAUACCGUAUACUCGGGUGCGUACUACCUAGCCGACAGAAUUUAUCCUAGGUGGACGACAUUCAUGAAAACAAUUCCGAAUCCCCAAUCCGAGAAGGAAAAAAGCUUUGCUGCCUUUCAAGAAGGUUAUAAGAAAGACAUGGAAAGGUGUUUCGGUGUCUUGCAAGCUUAUUGGGCAAUUAUUAAGGGUGUUGCUCGGAUGCUUGAUGAAGAGGUGCUGCAGAGCAUUAUAAUGACUUGCAUCAUCCUUCAUAACAUGAUUGUGGAGGAUGAGUAUGAUUAUGAUGCUUCAGAGGUGUUCGAACUAGAUUCCAUGAACACGACGUUGACAAGAAUUUAUGAAAGGUCGAUGAGACCAAAUGAACAACCAAUGGAGCACGAACUGUUAAUUCGGGAUGGUCGAUACAACAACCCCAUGAUUGAUCAUUAUCAGGAAAUGCAAUCUUCAUAUAUUCACGAGAUAUGUCAAGUUGACUUGAUCAAGCACUUGUGGGAGAUGAAAGACAAUCACAAUGGAUGA